Pteropus alecto (black flying fox) is the source of this 6103-nucleotide messenger RNA. It is a transcript of the gene SMG6, whose product is annotated as SMG6, nonsense mediated mRNA decay factor. The transcript is spliced from 20 exons. The record is from RefSeq and is a predicted model, not a curated record. NCBI's taxonomy places the organism in Eukaryota, Metazoa, Chordata, Mammalia, Chiroptera, Pteropodidae. The coding region runs from base 134 to 4468 and encodes 1444 amino acids. Gene Ontology annotation, biological process: nuclear-transcribed mRNA catabolic process, nonsense-mediated decay. Gene Ontology annotation, cellular component: telomerase holoenzyme complex. Gene Ontology annotation, molecular function: telomerase RNA binding; protein binding; telomeric repeat DNA binding.
UUGGGGAGGAGGACGGGAGGGGGCGGGGAAAAGGGUGGGAGGUGGGUGAGCGCGCGCGCCGCCAGUCCGUCGUGGUUUCCUGGCUGCGCGCGGCAGUGGCAGAGUAGCUGCAGCUGUAGCAGCAGCCGCGAAGAUGGCGGAGGGGUUGGAGCGUGUCCGGAUCUCCGCGUCGGAGCUACGAGGAAUCCUGGCCACUCUGGCUCCGCAGGCCGGGAGCAGAGAAAACAUGAAGGAGCCCAGGCAGCGGAAAGAUAACAGGCGCCCAGAUCUGGAAAUCUAUAAGCCUGGUCUUUCUCGACUAAGGAACAAAUCUAAAAUAAAGGAACCCUCUGGGAGUGAUGAAUUUAAAGAUGAAAUUGUUAAUGAUAGAGAUUCUUCUGCUGUUGGAAAUGGGGUGCAGCUCAUUAAAGAUAUCUGCAAGGACCUGGACAACCAACAGCAAAAUGGUCCUAUAGACCCAGAAAAUAUUCAGGUACAGGAGUCCUUUCCUAGGACUGCUGGGCAAGAAGAUCCAAGCCUAAGAAUUAUCAAGAGAACAAAGAAGCCUGACAUGCAGAUCUAUCAGCCUGGAAGGCGUUUGCAGACUGUUAUCAAAGAAUCACCUAGCCGAGUAGAUGAGGAAGAAAUCCUCAACCAGGUAGAACAGCUGAAAGUAGAGGAAGAUGAGUAUAGGGGACAUAUAAAGGAGGAGGUUGUGAAUAAACCAGACAAAAAUGAGGCAGAAAAGAGCCUAAAUGGUGACAGAGUAAGGGUUACAAAGGGAGAAAAAGGAAAGAGGAUUGAAAAAGGGGAGGUGAUGAAGAAAGUGAACGAUGACCCAUCACAGGGGAAGCUGGGUUCUGCAAAGCGCUAUUCUCGCUCAGACAAACGAAGGAACCGCUACCGCACUUGCAGCACCAGCUCAGCUGGUAGCAACAACAGUGCUGAGGGGACUGGCCUGACUGAUAAUGGAUGUCGCCGCCGCCGACAGGAUAGGACCAAGGACAGGCCACGACUGAAAAAGCAAGUAUCUAUGUCCUCAACUGAUUCCUUAGAUGAUGACAGAAUUGAAGAGCCUGAUGGGCCCAGGAGGAGCUCGGAAAGGAAGAAACAUUUAGAAAGAAGCUGGUCUGGGCAUGGAGAGGGAGAGCAGAAAAGCAAUGGUAAAGAAAAUCGAGGCACUCUUCGUGUCACUUUUGAUGCAGAAACCAUGAACAAAGAUUCCCCUAUGGUGAGAUUAGCUAGGGAGAAUGUGGAUAGGAUAAAGCCUGACAAAGGCUUGAGCAGUGGAGGCAAAGGCUCUGAGAAGCAGGAGUCCAAAAACCUGAAACAAGAACUUCGGGGUCGUGGUCGUGGCAUUCUGAUUCUGCCUGCCCAUACCACCCUCUCCGUCAAUUCAGCUGGUUCUCCAGAGUGUACACCUUUGGGACCGCGGCUUUUAUUUGGAUCUGGUAAUAAAGGAUCUCGGAGUUGGGGCCGAGGAGGCACCACUCGACGAUUGUGGGACCCAAACAAUCCUGAUCAGAAACCUGCUUUAAAGAGCCAGACACCCCAGCUACAUUUUUUGGACACUGAUGACGAAGUUAGCCCUACAUCUUGGGGUGACUCACGCCAGGCCCAAGCAUCUUACUAUAAGUUUCAAAACUCUGACAACCCCUAUUACUACCCUCGUACACCAGGCCCUGCUUCCCAGUAUCCUUAUACAGGCUAUAGCCCUCUGCAGUAUCCAGUGGGCCCUACGAAUGGUGUAUACCCAGGGCCUUACUACCCAGGCUACCCGGCUCCAUCAGGACAGUAUGUUUGUAGCCCUCUCCCUACCAGCACCAUGAGUCCUGAGGAGAUGGAGCAGCACAUGAGGAACAUGCAGCAACAGGAACUACACAGGCUUCUCCGGGUGGCUGACAACCAGGAACUGCAGCUCAGCAACCUGCUCUCCAGGGACCGCAUCAGUCCUGAGGGCCUGGAAAAGAUGGCUCAACUCAGAGCUGAACUGCUGCAGCUUUAUGAGCGCUGUAUUCUGUUAGAUAUUGAGUUCUCUGAUAAUCAGAAUGUGGAUCAGAUCCUGUGGAAGAAUGCUUUCUAUCAGGUGAUUGAGAAGUUCAGGCAGCUUCUCAAGGAUCCGAAUGUUGAGAACCCAGAACAGAUUCGGAACAGACUUUUGGAGCUCUUGGAUGAGGGUAGUGACUUUUUUGAUAGUUUGCUUCAGAAGCUGCAGGUUACUUACAAGUUCAAACUGGAGGACUACAUGGACGGUCUUGCCAUUCGUAGCAAGCCAUUACGCAAGACAGUAAAAUAUGCCUUGAUCAGUGCUCAGCGAUGUAUGAUUUGUCAAGGAGAUAUUGCUAGAUAUCGAGAGCAAGCCAAUGACACAGCAAACUAUGGAAAAGCGCGCAGUUGGUACCUGAAGGCCCAGCACAUUGCUCCCAAGAAUGGGCGCCCCUAUAACCAGUUGGCUCUGCUGGCAGUGUAUACGAGGAGGAAGCUUGAUGCUGUAUAUUACUAUAUGCGCAGUUUAGCUGCCAGCAACCCUAUCCUGACUGCCAAGGAGAGUCUCAUGAGCUUGUUUGAAGAGACCAAACGAAAGGCAGAACAGAUGGAAAAGAAGCAACACGAGGAAUUGGAACUGAGCCCUGACCAAUGGCGGAAAGGAAAGAAGUCUACUUUCCGCCAUGUUGGAGAUGACACAACUCGCCUGGAGAUUUGGAUUCAUCCAUCCCAUCCCCGGUCCUCUCAGGGCACAGAGUCUGGGAAGGAUUCCGAGCAGGAGAAUGGACUGGGCAGCCUGAGCCCCAGUGAUCUGAACAAAAGGUUCAUCCUCAGUUUUCUCCAUGCCCAUGGGAAGCUGUUUACCCGGAUUGGGAUGGAGACAUUCCCUGCAGUGGCUGAGAAGGUCCUCAAGGAGUUCCAGGUGUUGCUGCAGCAUAGUCCCUCUCCUAUUGGAAGUACCCGCAUGUUGCAGUUGAUGACUAUCAACAUGUUUGCUGUACACAACUCCCAGUUGAAAGACUGCUUCUCAGAGGAGUGUCGCUCUGUGAUCCAGGAGCAAGCUGCAGCCCUGGGCUUGGCCAUGUUUUCUCUCCUGGUGCGGCGCUGUACCCACUUACUUAAGGAGUCUGCCAGAGCUCAGCUGUCCUCUCCUGAGGAUGAGAAUGACCAAGAUGACAUCAAGGUAUCUUCCUUCGUCCCGGACCUGAAGGAACUGCUCCCUAGUGUGAAAGUCUGGUCAGACUGGAUGCUCGGCUACCCAGACACCUGGAAUCCUCCACCCACAUCUCUGGAUCUGCCCUCACAGAUUGCUGUAGAUGUGUGGUCGAUGCUGGCUGAUUUCUGUAACAUAUUGACCGCGGUGAAUCAGUCUGAGGUGCCACUGUACAAGGACCCGGACGAUGACCUCACCCUUCUUAUCCUGGAAGAGGAUCGGCUUCUCUCGGGCUUUGUCCCCUUGCUGGCUGCCCCUCAGGACCCCUGCUACGUGGAGAAAACCUCGGAUAAGGGAACAGUUCAAGAAGAGCAAGCUGUACCCUGUCCUGGAGAGCCCAGACUCCUAUCUGGCUUUGUUCAGAAUAUCCAAGCUCAGGAAGUGCAGGUUAUUGCAGCCGACUGCAAAAGGGUCACAGUGCUGAAGUAUUUUCUGGAAGCCCUUUGUGGACAAGAAGAGCCUCUGCUGGCAUUCAAGGGUGGAAAAUAUGUGUCAGUGGCACCCGUCCCAGACACCAUGGGAAAGGAAAUGGGAAGCCAAGAGGGAAAACAACUGGAAGAUGAGGAAGAAGACGUGGUGAUUGAAGAUUUUGAAGAAGAUUCAGAGGCUGAUGGCAGUGGAGGCGAGGAUGACAUCAGGGAGCUUCGGGCCAAGAAGCUGGCUCUGGCCAGGAAGAUAGCUGAGCAGCAACGUCGACAAGAAAAGAUUCAGGCUGUCCUGGAGGACCAGAGUCAGAUGAGGCAGAUGGAGCUCGAGAUCAGACCUUUGUUCCUUGUACCAGACACCAACGGCUUCAUUGACCACCUGGCCAGUCUGGCACGGCUGCUGGAGAGCAGGAAGUACAUCCUGGUGGUGCCCCUCAUCGUGAUCAAUGAGCUGGAUGGCCUGGCCAAGGGGCAGGAGACAGACCACCGGGCUGGGGGCUAUGCCCGUGUGGUACAGGAAAAGGCCCGAAAGUCCAUCGAGUUCCUUGAGCGGAGAUUCGAGAGUCGGGACACUUGUCUACGAGCCCUGACCAGCCGUGGCAACGAACUUGAAUCCAUCGCCUUCCGCAGUGAAGACAUCACUGGCCAGCUGGGUAACAACGAUGACCUGAUCCUCUCCUGCUGCCUCCACUACUGCAAAGACAAGGCUAAGGACUUCAUGCCCACCAACAAAGAAGAGCCUAUCCGGCUACUGCGGGAGGUGGUGCUGCUGACGGAUGACCGGAACCUGCGUGUGAAGGCGCUGACAAGGAAUGUGCCUGUGCGAGACAUCCCAGCCUUCCUCACAUGGGCCCAGGUGGGCUGAGGGGGCCCCACCAGGGCCCACUCCCAUGGAACCGAUCCUGAGAGGCCACCAGGCGCCCAGUGUAGCACGGAAGAUGCCCACGUGCCUGAGCCACCAGUCCACCCUGACAAUAAACCAUCAUCCUCUUCCAACCCACGCCGUAGCCGUGCUGUGGGGGAGCUGCUCCUCACAGAGCCCCUCCCAAGGGUUGGGCAGAAGCUGCUGGGACCCUCCUGGGCUGCCAAGAUUUAGUAGGGAGGUGGCUGGCCGCAGUGACAGCAGGUGGGCAAGCCAGAGAGGCUGCCCAUGCUCUCAGUCUUUCUUCCUCCCCCUCUCUAGUUCAAGGGCUGGGGGAAGGCAUUCUCAGCCACUUUCUCAGGUAGAGAUGGGGCAGGGGGCUUAGAGUUUUCCAUCAGAUGCAGGUGAAAUCACAGUUCCCUUUAAUCUUUAGAACCCCUGUGCUGAAUGUGUCCAAGAGGCUUGGUCAUACCAUGAAGAGAGUGCCUAGGGUGUGUUUCUCUCCCUGAGGCCUGGAUUCCCCCAUGGACCCAAGUUGGGUUCUGGACAACAUGUCCCAAGUAGCAGCCCUAGGUCCCCACUUCUUCUACCCCAUUCCCACCCAACACACACAUUCAUCCUGCUGCUCUUCUUCCUGCCCUUAUCAAUCUGGGUCCAUAGCACUUUGCCACUUGUUUUCCCCUUGGAUGGUCAUGGGUCUAGAGGGAAGGGACAUCUGGUCUCAGGUCCAUGCUUCCUGGGUGGCCUUUUCCUGCUUCCUCUCUCCUCUUUGGCCUUCCUUUUGCUCUAGUUCCCACUGUAAGAAAUUUCCUCACACUUUUCUCAGUUCUCCCCUCCACUCUCCGUGACCUCCCUCCCCCCAAGUCAUCCCCAUCACCAUCUUUCCCUUUCUAGUUGAUCUCUCUCACCUCCCUGAUCCCCUUAAUUUCUUCACCUCAGUUCCUUGCCAUAGAGGUUCUCAUUCUGAAUCCCUCCUCUGGUACAUGUGGCAGGAACCUAAUAAAGCUUUCCCACUCCUGACCUUCUUUCUCAGGCUCCUGUGCUCUGAGAAACUUGCAGGCUAAUGCCUGGGAGGAGGACUGCCUAGCCUGGAGUUUGCACUGUUUCUAGCUUUGCCCUAAAACAACUUGACACAGGGGCCCUUUGGCCUUUUGAAUUUUUUGUUGCCUCUUUAGCUGGCACCUGUGUUCAAAGCUUCACUCUGGAGGCUUCCUUCUGGGAAUGCAUUCUCCCAACCCAGGGACAGGGAUGAGGGCCACUUAGGAGAAGACUGGGCUUUGAGGAGAAGCUGGGAGUAAAUUUUGAUGGGACCAGUGGGGAAUCCCCCAGAGUCCCCUGUCUGACUGUAUAGCCUGCCCAGAGGGUGGGAGCAAAGCUGUGCCCUCUCAAGGCCCAAGAUUAUGCCAGAAAGCCAAGGGACUGCAUAGGAGAGCCACGGCCAAUGGUUUGGGGGUAUGAAUCCCCCAGGGCCUCAGAAGACUGGGCUCUUUGGGGUACAGGAUCCCCGACCCCUCCUUUGAAAUCCUCUACCCUGGAUGAAGGCCGAUGACUGGGUGGGUCAGAGACCCCAUCUCUCCUUUCUGUCCCAUUUGCAGCACUGGUUUUGUUUCCUCAAUAAAUUUUUAGUUAUGAAACAUA